GCCGAUCAUGGUCGAGGAGAAGGGUCAGCUGAACGCGAAAGGACGAGCCUACGUCAGGGCCAAGGCGGGCCGGCUUCCUGGAUUUGAAGGUCGUCGCGGGCUAUAGGACAUAUCGAACGCGUCCACAGCUUCGGAAGGUGCCCAGGAGAGCUUCGUGAAAUGAUAUCUCCCGCCAGUUUCUCCGCCCAUCGGUCCUUCGUCUCGUGGGGACGCGUCCAGCUGACCGGCAUUCAUCUGGAUGCAGUCUGAAUUCGUGCCUGGGUAAGGCGGGAAAGAGAUGGUAUAUGGCGUUCAGAUAUGGAGAAUACGGCUAUAGACUGAUAUUUUGAAGACACGACGGAUGGCGCAUUUUGAGCACGGCGGUCAGAGAGAAGGAAGAAACAUCACGUGGGAAAUACAAUGCCUUCCUUACUGGGACGGCGACGUGGGCAGAGGCACGAUGUGUGCACAUCGUUGUCGUAAACCACGAUGUCGCGACAGGACAAGGCGACGACGGAGCGCCAUGCGCGGAUGUUGCGGGAGCUCGUGAAGCGCCCGGAGAAUAAAGUCUGCGCGGAUUGUAAACGAAAUGAUCCUCGUUGGGCGUCGUGGAACGUGGGCGUCUUUCUCUGCAUCCGCUGCUCGGGAAUCCACCGUGCGAUGGGGACUCAUAUCAGCAAAGUGAAGUCGGUCGACCUCGACAUAUGGACGCCGGAGCAGAUGGCUUCAAUCCAGAAGUGGGGAAAUCGGAGAGCGAAUGCAUACUGGGAAGCCCAUCUCAAGCAGGGGCACGUUCCGCCUGAGCACAAAAUGGAAUCCUUCAUCCGCUCAAAGUACGAGUCUCGUCGUUGGGCGAUGGAUGGCCCGCCGCCUGCCGAUCCCUCUGUCUUUGACGGCGACGCCCCAGCGCAAUCCUCAUCUCCUGCGCCCGUACCCGCCGCUUCCCCUCCGCCCGCUGCCUCCGCGGCCACUCCUCGCAUUCCCGCUGCUGGCGCACCUCGUGCAUCCGUCACGCGUCAACCCCAAGCCCACCAAUUGCUAUCCGCCGCCCACACCAAUACGCCUAGAGCCAGAGCGACACCACCGCCAGCUACUGCUGCUGCCGCACCCGCAGCGGCCCCUGCGGCCCCGAAGCCUGCUGACGACCUCUUCUCCCUCGACUUCCACAACCCGAGCCCUGCGCAGAGCCCACCACCUGACGCAGCGCAGGCGCAGGCGCCGAAGAAGGAUGUUAAGCAGGACAUCCUGUCGCUCUUCUCUGCCGCUCCUGCACAACCAGUCCCUGUUCAGCCCCUCUACAACCAAUUCGCGGCGCCGGGUGCUAGCGCUGCACCAGUGGCGGCAAACCCCUGGGGCGCUCCUGCUCCACAGGUUGCACCGAGCGCUGGAAUGCAACAAGGCGGGGCAGGGAUAUGGGGCGCAGCGCCGAGUGGCGGGAUGGGUGCGCCGUGGGGUGCUCCGGCAGCUCCUGCUCAGCCGGCGUGGGGCGCGGCGCCGGCGGCUCAGCCUAACGUCUGGGGAGCACCUUCGCCGGUACAGCAGCAGCCCGCUCCUGGGCUACUGGACAACAGCGCGUCUGUUUGGGGAAGUGCCGCGCCUGCUGCUCCAGCGGCCGCUGACCCCUUCGGCGCAUUUGGUGGCUCGACGGCGUCUUCUGCGCAGCCCAAGAAGGACGAUGCGUUCGGUGAUCUAUGGGGUAGCUUCAAGUAGAUGGGAUUGUAUUCCCUAUCCUUCUGUGCACACACAACUAUCUGUUGUACACCUUGAUCUGUGUCGUUCAUGUCAGCCAUUGCCGGCAUUCCCAUAUGUCUAUCGCCGUCUCCUUCGAGGUUGGAAGUAGAGUAUCACUAUCAUCCAGGUAAUGACCGACUGAACCGUUUACGAAGGGAUGAAUAUGGGCCAACUCAGUGAAAUAUGAUCCUCGCGCGAAUCCAAUAGCCAGUGGUCGAUCCUCCCACAACUCUUCCCCCCAUUUUUACUGAUGACCGAGUCAUUGGUGUUAUGCGUAUGGUCGAGACGCGACGCGAUGUGUAUCCGUUAGUGUGAUUCUCGACCUUGACCGUCAUGCAUCUAUGUUCAUGUCCAGGAAAUUC
Molecule: messenger RNA, 2072 nt
Organism: Schizophyllum commune H4-8
Lineage: Eukaryota; Fungi; Basidiomycota; Agaricomycetes; Agaricales; Schizophyllaceae
Product: ArfGap-domain-containing protein
Exons: 3
Coding region: 469-1689 (406 amino acids)
Biological process (GO): endocytosis; endoplasmic reticulum to Golgi vesicle-mediated transport; intra-Golgi vesicle-mediated transport
Cellular component (GO): Golgi apparatus
Molecular function (GO): metal ion binding; GTPase activator activity
Source: RefSeq, a predicted model, not a curated record